Molecule: messenger RNA, 2808 nt
Organism: Aspergillus japonicus CBS 114.51
Lineage: Eukaryota; Fungi; Ascomycota; Eurotiomycetes; Eurotiales; Aspergillaceae
Product: amidase signature enzyme
Exons: 10
Coding region: 1-2808 (935 amino acids)
Source: RefSeq, a predicted model, not a curated record
AUGUGGGGACGGGAGUUCAUCGAUGACAGUUUGUACAAUCUUCAAUACGGCUACUUCUCCCAACAUGCCACCAUCUUCAGCCCCGGGGAGCCCUUCAUCUUCAACGACAUCGCCGAUGGGCCCGCGUUCCACACCAUGUUACGGAAUCGCUACACGGAGUUCGAGGACCGGUUAGACGAAGCCGAGCCCGACGUCGCCCGCCAGCUGUGGCAUACCCCGACGGAGCUCUUCCAGCCGUACUACGGCGAGACGAUCGCGCGGUACCUGGUGUCGAACUAUAAGCUGACGCUGUACCCGUACCACGAUCUGAUCAUCUACGAGAUGGGCGCCGGCAACGGAACGAUGAUGCGGAACGUGCUGGACUACAUCCGCGAGGUGGACUACGAGGUCUACCAGCGGACCAAGUACAAGAUCAUCGAGAUCUCGCCGGCGCUGGCGAGUCUGCAGCUGAAGAACCUGGUCGCGUCGGCCGAGUCGGCCGGCCACCGGGACCGCCUCGAGAUCAUCAACCGGUCGAUCUUCGACUGGAACACGUACGUGCACUCGCCGUGCUUCUUCCUGGCGCUGGAGGUGUUCGACAACUUCUCGCACGACAUCAUCCGCUACGACCUCAAGACGGAGCAGCCGCAGCAGGGCGGGGUCCUGAUCGACGCGGACGGCGAGUUCCACGAGUGGUACCGCGACUACCUGGACCCGGUGGCCGCGCGGUUCCUGCGCGUGCGCCAGGCGGCCGCCCGGCGCCCGUUCCCGUCGCCCCUGGGGCCGAAGUACAUGCGCAUCCUGCGGCCGUACCUGCCGGCCGCGGGCCAGUUCUCGCCGCCGGAGUACAUCCCCACCCGGCUCAUGCAGUUCUUCGACAUCCUCAACAACUACUUCCCGGGCCACCGGCUGGUGGCGAGCGACUUCAGCUCGCUGCCGGACGCGGUGCGCGGGCUGAAUGGGCCUGUGGUGCAGACUCGGUUCGAGCGGCGCACCAUCCCUGUGACGACCCCCUAUGUCCAACAAGGAUACUUCGAUAUCUUCUUCCCGACCGACUUCAACGUGAUUGAGGACAUGUACCGGGCGAUCACCGGCAAGUUGACGCAGGUGGUGAGCCACGAAGACUUCAUGCAGCGCUGGGCGUACAUUGCAGACACGGAGACGCGGAACGGGGAGAACCCGAUGCUGACGUGGUACAAGAACGCCAGCAUGCUGAUGACUAAAACCGCCAAGAUGACAAUGACCCAAACCCUCCCGCCAACCCCGACCUGGAAACCCACCGUCUACGCCAAACGCCAGGCCCAACUCGCCGCCAUCCCCGAAGCCUGGCGUCUCCCCAACCCACCCCCGACCCCCACCCCCAGCAGCACCGACGACAGUCCCCCAAAACAAGAACAAGACACCCUCACCACCAUCCGCACCAGCGACAUCCUCACGGCCCAAGAGCUCGCAUGGACCGAAACGCCCGACACCACCACGCUCCUCGCGGCCCUCGCCGCGGGGCAGAUCACCUCCGUGCAACUGACGACCGCCUUCUGCAAGCGCGCCGCCCUCGCGCAGCAGCUGACCAAAUGCCUGACGGAGAUCUUCUUCGAUCGGGCGCUGGCGCGCGCCAAGUGGCUGGACGAGGAGCUCGCGCGGACCGGGCAGCCGCGGGGCCCGCUGCAUGGGCUGCCGGUUUCGAUUAAGGAUCGGUUUGAUCUCGAGGGGGUGGAUACUACUGUUGGCUGGGUCGGACUCAUCGACAAACCCGCCCGCAGGUCCAGCUCGAUUGCGCGGCUGCUCGAGUCGAUGGGCGCGGUGCUGUACGUCAAGACGAAUGUGCCGCAGUCGCUGAUGAUGUCCGACUCCUACAACCACGUCUUCGGGCAGUCGAUCAACGCGUUCAACCGCCAGCUCAUCUCCGGCGGCAGUUCCGGCGGCGAGGGGGCGUUGAUCGGCGCCCGGGGCAGUGUGCUCGGCAUCGGGACGGAUAUCGGGGGCUCGAUUCGCAUCCCCGCGGCCCUCGCCUCGAUCGAGCACUUCAUGGCCUCCCUGCUGGCCUCGGAGCCCUGGACCCUCGACCCGGGUUGCAUUCCGAUCCCCUGGCGCACGGAGCUGGCCCUCAAGCCUGCCACCAAGAAGCUGCGGGUGGCCAUCAUCCACGACGACGGGGUCGUCAAGCCGCAGCCGCCGAUUGCGCGGGCGAUGCGCGAGGUGGAGCGCAAGUUGGUGGAGGCCGGGCAUGAGGUAAUCCCCUGGCCCGCGACCGCGCUACACAAAGAAGGCACCGCGCUGUGGACGAAAGCCAUCCUCGCCGACGGCGGCCAGCACUGUCGGUACCUGUGCGACAUCGUCGGGGAGCCGCUGAUCGAGGGGAUGGUCGUGGGGACGUCGGAGGAUGAGUUGUCGGUGGAGGAGCGGGAGAAGCUCGAAGAAACGAAAUACACCUACCAAGAAACCUACCUCGCGCACUGGACGACCAGCGGCAUCGACGCCCUCCUGAUGCCCGUGACGCCGUGGGUCGGCUACCGCCCGAAGUCCUGGGUCGUCAGCGCCCAGUGGCUCGGGUACACGGCGCUGUGGAAUCUGCUCGAUUACGCGGCGGUCACGGUGCCGGUGACCUGCGCGGAUGCCGGGGUCGAUUGUCCAGAGGGUAACAGCGACAGCGAGAUCAUCCGGGAGUGGAGGGCGCAUGUGCCCCGCAAUGCGUCGGAUCGGUUCAAUUAUUUGCAGUACGAUAUUGAUCUAGUCAAGGAUAUGCCGGUGACGGUGCAGGUGGUUGGGGGCAAGUUCGGGGAGGAGAAGGCGGUUGCUGUUGCGAAGGUUUUGGAUGAGGUUCUGAGGUAG